AUGGCUCACUCGUGCCCGGACUGCGCCAAGAGCUUCCGCGACGCCAGCGGGCUGCGGAGGCACGUGAGCUCCGUGCACCUGAAGGAGCGGCCCUUUCGGUGCCAGCAGUGCGAGGACACCUUCGGCACGAAAUGGUCUCUGGAGCGGCAUGUCAGGAUCCGCCACGAGAACCUGAGGCCUCACCGCUGCGAGCUGUGCGAGGCGAGCUUCCACCAGGCGGGCGACCUCAAGAAGCACCUGGAGAGCCACGCCAAGCGACGGAAGCUGGGGGUGCCCCGCGAGACCACGGUUGCAAACUGGCUGGAGGGGGCGGACGUCAGCUUCGAGAGGGGCGUCAGGGUGGACUUCCGGGACGGCGAGGAGCCCCUCUUCGCCCGCGUCGACUUUCUGGUGCGGCAGCCCUGGGGCCUGGUGGCGCUGGAGGUCGACGAGCACCAGCACAAGCUGCGAGACACGGAGAGGGAGGCCCGAAGGAUGCGGCGGAUCCGGGCUGCCCUGUCGCUGGCCAAGGUGGUGCGCUACAACCCGGACGAGUUCACCGUGGACGGCCGGGCGGGGGAGGUCACGGCCAACGAGCGCCACCGCAGGCUGCUGGACUCCCUGGCGGCGGCUCCGGAGGCUGGCUUCGAGGAGGUGCGCCUCUUCUACGACGAGGGUCCCGAGGCCACAAGCGCCACGGGAAGCGCCGGUGUGCGAUGA
Messenger RNA from Symbiodinium natans, 699 nucleotides. Lineage: Eukaryota; Dinophyceae; Suessiales; Symbiodiniaceae. The record is from the annotation of a GenBank genome assembly.